UCUCUCACAAAACUCUCUCUUUAUAAAUAACUCCUCGAAGCCACAACUCUACUUCAUAAAGCAACACUUUUCUCUUAAUUAAGAUCCAUGAGUUUCCCAGUGGGGUACACAGAAGCAUUCUUGCCAAAGCUCGUUGUACACACGCUUUCCUUUCUGGGUUUCAUUAGAAACAUCAUUUUCUGCUUGUUUCAAUAUCUGGGCCUCUCUGAUUUUCUCGAAACUGAUGUCAUUUGGGUGGAAUCAACAUCGACGCGAAUUAUUGCAGACCCGCCCGUAUCUGCUCAACUGAUCCGAGAAAUACUACCUGUGAUUAAAUUCCAGGAUUUGGUGGUCAACGGAGAACCGCCUGAAAAUUGUGCCGUUUGUUUGUAUGAGUUUGAAGGUGGAGAAGAGAUCAGGUGGUCGAGAAAUUGCAAGCACUUUUUUCACAGGGCUUGUUUGGACCCUUGGAUGGACCACGAUCAAAAAACAUGUCCUCUUUGUAGGUCACCGUUUCUGCCCGAUGAGAUGCAAGAGGAGUUUAAUCAACAGCUCUGGGCUGCUUCUGGGGUCGGUGAUCUUUACAGUGAGCACAGUUCAAUUCCAGGGUUGUAAGUUAAUUUAUAAAAAGAACCACUUUGUAAUUAGAACAGUAUAGAUUUUGGUUUAAAAUAUUUAAUUAAGUUUGUCAAGCAGGUGGGCUGAGCGCUUUGCAGUAUGUGUCAAUGGCUUGCCAUAAACGACACCAAUUAUAAAUUCCAAAGCAAAUAAUUUCAGCAUGCCCAGAAAUAAUAAAUUAGAGUUAAAAGGAA
Molecule: messenger RNA, 791 nt
Organism: Mangifera indica (mango)
Lineage: Eukaryota; Viridiplantae; Streptophyta; Magnoliopsida; Sapindales; Anacardiaceae
Product: brassinosteroid-responsive RING protein 1-like
Exons: 1
Coding region: 88-594 (168 amino acids)
Biological process (GO): protein ubiquitination
Molecular function (GO): ubiquitin protein ligase activity
Source: RefSeq, a predicted model, not a curated record